Molecule: messenger RNA, 2868 nt
Organism: Anthostomella pinea
Lineage: Eukaryota; Fungi; Ascomycota; Sordariomycetes; Xylariales; Xylariaceae
Source: the annotation of a GenBank genome assembly
AUGUCUCGCCAAUUCCCACGAAGCACGCUCAGCCGUACGCACUCGGGCUUCGCCAUGAUCGACCCCGAGACCGAGCUCUUCCACCACAAGCGCGGCCGCGCCCAACACGUCGCCAUCUCGUACGUCUGGAGCGAGUGGCAGCAGUCGACCGGCUCAGGCGGACUGCCAGACUGGCCGCUGCUGCGCGCGCGUCUACGAGAGCUCGUCGGUCCCGGCGCGAGCAGCUUCAUGCGCGUAACCACCGGCCAUCGCCUCAACUGCUGGCUGGACUCCAAGUGCAUCGACCAGGCUUCCGCCGCGGACAAGGCAUAUUGGAUUCCGCAGAUGGACGAGGUGUACAGCGAGGCGCGGUGCACGGUGUUGCUGCUUCGUGGGGUAGAUCUGGGCGUCCUUGCAGAAGCCGAGCAACGCUUGGCUUGCGAUAUCGACGAUGAUACACACAGCUGCCUGCUGGCGCAGAGUUGCACGGCAUUGACGGAUCUCUCCGGGCUGCCGGAGCUGGAAAUGGUUGCUGUGGUACGGCAGCUCUGGGACGGGACUUGGAGACGGCGGGCGUGGAUCUUCCAGGAGAUCCUGCUCUCAGAUGAGUAUAUCCUGAGCGGUGAGAACAACACGCAGCUCAGACUGUCAGAUAUUGGCGUCCUUGCGGGCUUGCUCUUCCGUCGACUACCGGAGAAAGGUUUCUGGAACAAGUUUUCGGACUGGUGUCGCCGCCUUUUGUGGCUGCGCAGGCGCUACUUCAACUACAAUCUCUGUGCUGCCAGCAUCCUCCAGAUGGCGCAAGGUCUCGAAGCGGCCGUGCCGGCGGACAAGUAUUAUGCUCUGUGUGGUAUACUGCGGCUCGAGAGUCUGUCGUACAACCGUGACCACACUGCACACGAAGCACUUCAGGCCGUCUGCUUCGAGCUAACGCGCAAGGGGGCACUUUCUUGGCUGUACGCUAUACGACCAGCCAUGCAAGUACCACCAAACAGUCAGAUGAUCGAUGUGCGAGAAUCAAGUCUUUCAGCAUACGUCGACAUCCACCAAGAGCUGAGCGGCAGCUUCUACGCCAAGCCCCGAGUGACCCCCAGAUCGGUCUCAUUCGACGUGAACGUACUCGGUACCGUGCGUAAAGUCCUGUCCAUUGCGGAUGUCCUUAGUCAGACCGAGCAUAUGCUUCAAGGCAACCCACAAGUCGUGGCUAUUCCUGACGAGUUAGCCUAUCUGGCGAACAUCCCUAUUCUACUGUUGAAAAUGGCCCUCGAUAGCACCCUUCCCCUCCUUCAGGGAACGCUGGCUGCUCUUCUCAACCGGGUGCUUGGACUUGGAGUUGAUGCAUCGGCCGCAGAUAUGGUCUGGCGCCUCUACACCCUCGAAGACGGCCCCGAUCGCCCGCCAUCCGACCAACGAUCACAAGACCUUCCAACCAAGGAGCUCGCUAUGUCCGCAUCCUGGGCGUUGAAUCGGCGGAUCGCGGCGCUGGAGCAAGACUACCGCGUCAUACUGUGGAGUAGAGACGAGACUACCUCCUCGUCACAACCUCGAGAUAGUUCUGACUUGAAAGACUGUGCUAUGGCCCUCGGCCUCGCACAUGUGGUGGAAGCGGCCGGUGUUUGUCGCGUACGAGGGGAUCAGAUACUCAUCGCCGCGUCUCUAGGCGGCGGCACCGGUGCCGAGAUGGCUGCUCGAUGGGCUGGAGCGUUGAUCUCGUUGCGCGGCGAGGACAUCAAGUUGGGUCUGCUGGAUAGACUGGCCGCGAAGAUGAGGCGGAAACCAGCGGGCGAGGGGAGGCCCGUUCAGCUGGAUUUUGCUUUGGAGGGAGAGCAAGAGGUCUCCUACCAGCAAGUAAUCAAUGGCAGCUUCUCAGAAGACUCUUCCGGCUGGCAGAAGGUUGUGAGAUGCUGUCGUAUUGCUAAAGCCCGUGGGUUGGACUGGGCGUGGAUCGACACAUGCUGCAUUGACAACACCAGCAGCGCUGAGCUAUCGGAGACCAUCAACUCUAUGUUCGCGUGGUAUGAGGCUUCGUCAGAGUGCUACGUCUUCAUAGAUGGGAUCCCUACUACCAGCCUGCCAGCCCUGGACAGUAUGGCAGACGAGGACCGAUGGAUGCAAGGGCUGGCACCAGCCGAGAUCCAGAACAUCUUUGCCUUCACUGAGAACCACUGGUUUAAGCGAGGAUGGACUCUGCAGGAAUUAUUGGCACCAUCCUCGGUCACCUUCUUUAACGAGACGAACGAUGUUCUUGGUGACCGCGCCCAACUGGCUGCCCUCACCUCCCACGCUACCAGCAUUGACAUCGGCCAUCUCAAGCAGGAGACGGACUUCCACGACGCCAGCGUAGCUCAGCGUAUGGGCUGGGCUUCGCAACCGCUGACCACCAGGCCCGAAGAUAUGGCGUAUUCCCUGUUGGGCUUGUUCGGCGUCAACAUGCCGCUCCUCUACGGCGAAGGUGGAGAGAAAGCCUUCAGACGGCUGCAGCUCGAGGUCCUCAAGCUCAGUGCGGACGAGUCACUUUUCGCUUGGGGAUUGCGUUCUCCCUUGGGAAAACUCACUGGUAUGCUGGCAGCAUCGGGGCGGGAUUUCGCGGGCUCGGAGCGUGUGGCAAGCGUACCUAUCUACUCAGGAGUCCAGACACGGUUCGUGACUGUCGAUCGUGGGAUCGCGAUACAAAGUCGUGAUUGGCGCAACAUCUUCUCUCGUUUCGUUGGGCUUUGGGAUGGCUUGGGCACCGGGCUUGCUGGGCAAGAUCCAGAGCCUAGGCGCAACAUCUUCUCUCGUUUCGUUGGGCUUUGGGUUACCUUGGACUUCCGAGCCUGCUGGGCAAGACCCAGAGCCAGUCCCUUGGAGCAUCAUCUUGUAUUGCGAAAAACAGCCGGACGUGGAUGA